Messenger RNA from Gongylonema pulchrum, 606 nucleotides. Lineage: Eukaryota; Metazoa; Nematoda; Chromadorea; Rhabditida; Gongylonematidae. The record is from the annotation of a GenBank genome assembly.
AUGACGAGGAACUCCGUCAGUUAUCAACAAAGCGAACAACCUCUCGUGGACGCAUUGAAAUUUGCGCGUUACCCAUCCGAUAUACCAAAUAAUGAUUAUUCGUUCGAAGAUGUACCGAUUUUGCGGCGUGAAUGUACUGGUGAUGCUUCCGAGAUUGCCUUGCUGAAAUACUCCGAACUGACUUUGGGCAGUGUGGCCAGUUUUCGAGCGCGUAAUCGAAAAGUCGCUGAAAUACCGUUCAAUUCCACCAACAAAUAUCAGGUUUCCAUUCACGAAACCGAUGACAACGAUAAAUCGUACUUGCUGGUAAUGAAAGGUGCUCCGGAACGAAUUCUGGAUCGAUGCACUACGAUUAUGCUGAACGGAGAGGUGGUACCACUGGACCAUAAUCGCAGAAAACGCUUCGAGGAAGCAUAUUUGCAGCUGGGUGGUAUGGGUGAGCGCGUCCUGGGAUUUUGUGACUACCGAUUGGAUCCUCAGAAAUAUCCCAAAGGUUCCAUUUUGUGUUGUAUUUGGGGUGUGUAUGUGUAUAUGUAUGUAAUGUAUGUGAAUAUCUGUGUGUAUUUUUGUGUGUUUGUCAAAUUACCUCGGACGAGGUUGUUCUAA